AGCUAGUGUCAAAAGUAGUCGAGGAACGAAAAAUAUUUUUCUUGCUGCGAUUAAAUUGUGCGAUAUUUAGUGAAGUUAUAGUUUUAUAGUGAAAUUUAGCAUAAUUACUCACAGUAAUUUGUACGGCGUAGUCCAGUGCACUGUUAGUUUCAUUUGUUAGCGCACAUUGGUGCUCGUGACACGACAUUACUUAAGUUUUUUGUGCAAAUCGUGUGGAGAAGAACGAAUAUCGAACCAUGGCCGUAGCACCAGAAAAAAAUGAUUUAGAUGCCAUUUUCAACAGACUUCGCUCAAUUCCAACUAACAAGACAUGUUUUGAUUGUGGGUCCAAAAAUCCCACUUGGUCAUCGGUGACGUACGGGGUUUUCAUCUGUAUCGACUGUUCAGCGGUCCAUAGAAGUCUAGGUGUUCAUUUAACCUUUGUAAGAUCAACAAAUCUGGACACGAACUGGACAUGGUUACAGAUUCGCCAAAUGCAACUGGGUGGCAACGCUAAAGCGGCUCAAUUUUUCCGCCAGCAUAACUGCAAUACCACUGAUGCACAGCAAAAGUACAAUUCACGUGCAGCUCAGCUUUAUAGGGAUAAACUCGCCAAUCAGGCACAACAAUCGUUGCAACUUCAUGGCACUACGCAGCUUCACAUUGAUAACAUGCAUGAUCAAAACGCUGAAAGCAACGCAAGCGAGGAAAUAGAUUUUUUCACCGAUUGUGCCAGCUUUGAAGUUUCCGCUGUGACCAACGAUAGCCACAAUAACAAUCUGAAGCAGAACGCCUUCCUACAGGAUAACAUUCCUAAACUUGCCUCUCUGGGAGGCAAUGAACCUAUAGACGGUACUGGUAAUUUGCAAGGACCAAGCGUCGAUUUCUUAAAUUCUACCGUGCCAGUAGAGCCUCCAAAGUCAACCAUUGGAGUACGCAAAAUUCAGCCAAAAAAGGGUGCUCUUGGAGGUAAAAAAGGCGGACUAGGGGCGACGCGUGUUAAAACCAACUUUGCAGAAAUAGAGGAAAAAGCUAAUCUUGCUGAUAAGUUGAAAAUGUCAACUGCAGUGGCAGCCGUAGAAAACCCUCCGACGGAGGAGGAGCAAGCCCAAGCGUUGGCUAGUGUUCGUUUGGCAUAUCAAGAUCUUUCGAUCAAACAACACAAAGAAGAGGAAAAAUUGAAAGCUACAGACCCGAACAAAGCUAAACAGGUUGAACGUCUAGGCAUGGGCUUCGGUUCCCGCACGGGAGUAUCGCAUUCCGCUGUUACAGAUAUGAAGACGUUGAGUCAAGAAACAGUUUCGAAAAAUGGAACGUCUCUAGAAAAGACAUUCGACAGUAACAAUGAUUUUUUCGAUGAUUAUGCUACAUCGAUGUACGGAAGUAGCAAUAGUAACAAUGCUUCUGGUAGUACUGCAAGCAUUGGAAGCAGUAAAACUUCUCCUUCCACGGGCGUUUCUUCACGUAUGAGUAACGAUUUCUUCGUCGUGGUCGAUGCAUUUGGGCCCCCUCCCCCCGCGAAGAAUAAGAGCAUUAGGAACCAACCCACCUAUAAUCGGAAUUCGAGCGGUAAACAGUCGGGGACCGGCUCUGGCAACGAUUAUGAACCAUCCGAUACGGCGCAGAAGAAGUUCGGUUCGGCUAAGGGAAUCUCUUCGGAUCAAUUUUUCGGUGACGAUAGCACUUCUUUCGAACGGUCGGCCAAUCUGGCUAAAUUUCAGGAUUCUAGCAGUAUAUCUUCGGCGGAUUAUUUCGGACAUGGAAGUUCUUCCGGAGGAAGCAGCGGUGGACGAAACCGGGGUCCGAAUCUACAAUACAACGGUCCAGAUCUGGACGAGGUCAAGGAAAGUGUACGGCAAAGCGUGACCAAGGUUGCCGGUCGACUAAGCACGUUGGCCACUGAUAUGAUGUCAACGAUUCAGGAUAAAUACGGUUAUUAGAAGUUUAUUUUAAUAUUUUUGAAAAAAGAAGAGAUAUUUUAAAUGAUGCAUUAUUAUUUUGUACACGUUUAGGCCAUUAGAUUGUUUAGACAAGUAUGCGUAUUAGUUCAAAUACUUAUGCAGCAAUCGCUGUAGAUUCAUUAAGUAUGUUGAAGAAUGAUUGAAUUAAUUGGUGUAUCGUGUGAAAAAUCGUAGCUAUUUUAUAAUUUUCGAAUAAUAUAAUUGUGAAGUUGUAAACUAUAAUCUACUGAUUUUUCAUACAUUAUCUAUGCCAACGAUCGGAAAUUCUCGCCUGUAUAACUAGUAUAAUCGAGUAAAUUACAUACAGCAGGCAGCCUUGGACAUGAAACCUUUCACAUAAAAGCAUGAAAUAUAUGAGCGAAGCUGAAUUGCAAUCAUAAAUUGUGUCUACUGAUGGCACAAUUCAAAACAAACGAAUAGAGUUAUAGUAAAUAUAAGUAUUGGUCUAAAUUUUUUAUGUUGAGCACUACUUAAGUGAUUAUAAUCAAUUGUCAUAUACCAUAUAUAAUGAAAGGUCAUAGAAGUCAAAAACAUGUACAAAGGACAAAUAUGAUAGUAAAAUCACCUGUUGAACACACCUACGUUGCAAAAAAAAAGAAAUUGAAAUAAAAAUAUCGGGGAAAUAUAUUCAGUAAUCAGUACGGAUAAGAACACUGGAUAACUCGUCCGGGCGC
Sabethes cyaneus is the source of this 2614-nucleotide messenger RNA. It is a transcript of the gene ArfGAP3, whose product is annotated as ADP-ribosylation factor GTPase-activating protein 3. Lineage: Eukaryota; Metazoa; Arthropoda; Insecta; Diptera; Culicidae. The coding region runs from base 237 to 1919 and encodes 560 amino acids. Gene Ontology annotation, biological process: COPI coating of Golgi vesicle. Gene Ontology annotation, molecular function: GTPase activator activity. The record is from RefSeq and is a predicted model, not a curated record. The transcript is spliced from 7 exons.